Molecule: messenger RNA, 1293 nt
Organism: Penicillium cinerascens
Lineage: Eukaryota; Fungi; Ascomycota; Eurotiomycetes; Eurotiales; Aspergillaceae
Product: CCDC47 family protein
Exons: 3
Coding region: 1-1293 (430 amino acids)
Biological process (GO): endoplasmic reticulum calcium ion homeostasis
Cellular component (GO): endoplasmic reticulum
Molecular function (GO): calcium ion binding
Source: RefSeq, a predicted model, not a curated record
AUGGCGGGCAUGCUCAAGAACGUGUUCGGCUCGUCCUCCGGACCGGCCAACCCUGACGAUGACUUCGCUGAUUUCGUCGAGGCCCCGAACCCGUCGCCUGCGUCCCUCGUCGCCGACUCGACUACCGUCCAGGCAUCGAGCACUGGUGCCGUGCCCUUCACGGCAUGGUACCGGGUCUGGGAGCGCACCUCCCCCCGCGACUUCAUGCAGGAGGCAAUGAUCAUGCCCUUCAUCCUGGUCAUCCUCCUCUUCCACGUCUGGGGCACGCGCAAGAACCGUCGCAAGGCGAAGGAGUGGGCCCGGGCUCACAUUCCUGCCCUCCAGAAGGAGUUCGCCGUCGUUGGCUUCGACGGCGUGCCGCGCUCCGAGGAGGGUGACUCCGUCACCGUGGAGCUGGUCAACCCGGAGAAGAGCCUGAAGGAGAAGUCGGCCAACGAAUUCUCCACAUAUGCGACUGGACGCCAGAAUGUGGCUUUCUUGGACAUUGCGCUCAAGAUGCCCAAGCGCUAUAACCCUAUCACCUACCUCAUGGAAUACGCCUUCAGCUUCUUCUUCGAUAGCUGGGAGGCCCCCUCCGAGAAGUACGAGGCUGUGAUGUACACUUUUGACGGCAAGGAGAAGGACCUGGUUCCUGUUCUUGGCAAGGACACUGCGUCUCUGAAGGUGAACAACUCGACCUAUGAUGGCUUCAUCUGGGCUGUUGUUCACAAGAGUCACAUGCGCAAGUUCCGCACUGAUCGCUAUGAUGCUUCCAUCACUUUCUCCAAGGAUCACCCCAAGCUUCCCUCCUGGGUGACUGUCAUGUCCGAGAGCGCUGAGAUCACCGACACUCUACUCACCCCGGACCUUAUCAAGGCUAUUGAGGAGGCUGGCCACGACUUUGAGUUCCUGAUUAUCUCCGACCAGCCUGUUGACAAGCCGACCAAGAUCGAUGAGACCGUCCCCAAGAAGCGUAUCCAGCUUUCCAUCAACCUUGCAUCGGCCUACACCGCGACUCUGCCCCUCUUCAACCAGUUCCUGCGUCUCGCUGAUAAGCUCGUUGCCUCCGCCCACUUCCGCGCCGAGGUGAUGCGCAAGCUCCGUAAUGUCCGCGAGGAGGAGAUCAAGAAGCUGCGCCGCAUCGAGGAGGAGGAGAAGGCCGAGGAGCGUAAAACUGCCGCCGAGAAGAUCAAGAAGGAGGAGCGUGAGCGUAUCCUGCGCGGCAUGACCGCCGAUGAGCAGCGGAAGUUCCUGGAGCGCGAGACCCAGAAGGACCAACGCCGUUCCCAGAAGAAGCAAACCCGCCGAGGCUAA